Molecule: messenger RNA, 2735 nt
Organism: Gastrolobium bilobum
Lineage: Eukaryota; Viridiplantae; Streptophyta; Magnoliopsida; Fabales; Fabaceae
Product: translocon at the outer membrane of chloroplasts 64-like
Exons: 13
Coding region: 326-2098 (590 amino acids)
Molecular function (GO): protein binding
Source: RefSeq, a predicted model, not a curated record
AAUAGAUUAAUAUUAAAAUAAUAUAUUAAUUUUUGAAAAUUAGUUGGUUAACGAGGUUAAUACACCAAUCUCUUGUCAGACCCUAUCCCUCACCUUAGGCCGGAUUAAGUUAUACAUAAUAAUUCUGAUGUAUUAAGGGAUUAUGCUGUUAUACUAUACGAUAAUCACACCAAACAACUGGAAAUUUCAUAAGAUAUAUUGUUCCUCCCGUCACUCCAAAUAGGCCGGGAAGUUGAGGCGGCGAGUGUGGUGGUUGGUAGUAGCCUUGUUGCUUUGGUUGGGUUAGGUUUGGUUUGGUUUGUGUGGUGGCGAGUAUCUUGAAUCAAUGGCGUCUCAAUCGGCCAAUCUAUGGGUUUUGUUGGGUUUGGGUUUGGCUGGAAUUUUCGUCCUCACCAGAAAGCUGAAGCAAGCUGUGAAAGAGGAAUUGGGUGCUUUCAUUGAGAAGCUUCAGCUGCUUCCUCCUCCACAGCCUGCUCCUCCCAAAGCUCCUCAUCCACUCACCGCCCUCACUUUCGCCCUUUCCGACCUGUUUGACAUAGAGGGACACGUGUCCACGUUUGGGCAUCCCGAAUGGGCAAGGACUCAUGAACCUGCUUCUUCAACAUCUCCUGCAGUUUCUGCUCUUGUUGAAGGAGGUGCAACCUGUGUUGGAACUACUGUUGUCGACGACCUAGCAUUUGGUAUCAGUGGCGAAAAUAAGCAUUAUGGAACACCAACCAAUCCUGCUGUGCCUGCUCGAGUACCGGGUGGCUCCUCUAGUGGUGCUGCUGUCGCUGUUGCUGCUAAUUUCGUUAGUUUCUCGUUGGGUAUUGAUACUAUUGGAGGAGUGAGAGUACCUGCUGGAUUUUGUGGUAUUCUAGGAUUUCGACCUUCAUUUGGUGCUGUUUCAAAUAUUGGAAUCAUACCUAUUUCAACAAGUCUGGACACUGUUGGUUGGUUUGCAAAGGAUCCUAAUAUUUUGUGUCGUGUUGGCCAUAUACUCUUAAAAGCACCAUUUGUAAUGCAACGCAAUCCUCGGCAAAUAAUUAUAGCCGACGAUUGUUUUCAACAUAUAAAUGUUCCUGUUGACAGGAGUUCUCAAGUGGUGAUCAAAGCCACUGAAAAGCUUUUUGGGAGGCAAGUAUUGAAGCAUAUAAAUCUCGAGGACUAUAUAAGUUCUGAAGUUCCUAGCUUGAAGGAGUACUCCAGCCAGAAAACAAAUGGUGAACUGAAAGCUUCUUCAUUAAAAUUACUUGCCAACAUUAUGAAAUUUCUACAAAGACAUGAAUUCAGACUCAUGCACGAUGAGUGGUUGAACAUAGUAAAACCUGAUCUUCAUCCUGCUAUCUCGGCACAAUUGUAUGAAAAGUUCGAGGUCUCUGAUGUAGAGAUUGAAAACUCUAAAUCUGUUAGAAGUGAGAUCCACGCUGCUGUAAAUUUGCUUUUGAAGGACGAAGGAAUUUUGGUGAUCCCCACUGUAGCUGAUCCUCCUCCAAAAUUAGGUGGGAAGGAGAUUCUAUCAGAGGAUUAUCAGAGCCGUACAUUUAGUCUGCUAAGUAUUGCUAGUGUAUCAGGUUGCUGUCAGGUCACAAUACCAUUAGGAUUUUAUGACAAGUAUCCUGUUUCAGUGUCGUUGAUAGCUCGGCAUGGUGGUGAUCGCUUUUUACUUGACACACUAAAGUCCAUGUAUUCAACUCUCCAAGAGCAGGCUGAUAUUGCCGCCAAAAGUAAAUCAUUAAGAAAUGUUGUCAGUAAGGAACAAACUGCUGAAAUUGCCAAAGAGAAGGGAAAUCAAGCCUACAAAGAUAAGCAGUGGCAGAAAGCCAUUGGAUUUUAUACAGAAGCUAUCAAACUCAGUGGCGAUAAUGCAACAUACUACAGUAACAGGGCUCAAGCUUAUCUAGAACUUGGGAGUUACCUCCAAGCUGAGGCAGAUUGUACAAAAGCAAUUAACCUUGACAAAAAGAAUGUGAAGGCCUAUUUUCGUCGAGGUACAGCUAGAGAGAUGCUAGGCUACUACAAGGAUGCAAUUGAUGAUUUUAAUUAUGCCCUUGUACUUGAGCCAACCAACAAAAGGGCAGCUUCGGCCGUUGAAAGGUUGAGGAAACUAUUCCAGUAGGGGUAUAUGAUUGUGAACACGAGGGCUGAAUCAUGAUGCUGACCUAUUUAGGCCCUGCGACGAUUGAUGAGUUUCUAGUUACAAUAAUCACACAGGAGUCAUCUGACGUGGUUUCUACAAAAGUAAUUAUGAUUCUUUUAUCCUUCAUGGCAAGGCAAUUUAUAGACAUGGAAAGCAUGUAUUGCUUAACCUUUUAUCGGGUUCUGUGACACAGUAACGUGUUAUUUCCAGAAUGAGUCCCAAUUUUGCUCGUGGUAAAUACAGGAUUGUAAUGUCAGUCAAGUGAGGCGUAUGCUUAUGACUAUAGCUCAGUAUACAGCUGCGCAUUUUUCUUCAGAGUAGGUUGUACUUCACAGGUUUUUAAUAUUUGCCCAAUGGAAGCGCUUUAUUUGUUAGUGCUUAAGUCGUUAUUUACUACAGUCUUUUAAGAGGCAAGAGGCACGCUGAAUUUGUUUCAAGGUGCUUAUUACUUUUUGACCCCGUGGGGGAAAAAGGAAGAACAACCAGCAAUGCUGCGACUACAUCAGGAAAUAUGACGAAUUAAAUUACAUCUUUGCAAGAGUACAGUGCCAAAAGUAAACUAUGUAAACAAUUGGAAGUAAUUGUCUGUUUUCGUGGGGUUUUUUUUUUUUUUUUU